Penicillium longicatenatum is the source of this 411-nucleotide messenger RNA. RefSeq lists its product as uncharacterized. NCBI's taxonomy places the organism in Eukaryota, Fungi, Ascomycota, Eurotiomycetes, Eurotiales, Aspergillaceae. The record is from RefSeq and is a predicted model, not a curated record. The coding region runs from base 1 to 411 and encodes 136 amino acids. The transcript is spliced from 2 exons.
AUGGAUCAAUCGGAAGUCAUUCGAAUGAUAUCGACCUUCAACUCGCGCUGGGUUCUUUCGGAGCGCCGCCUUGCCAAAUAUCAGCAGGAAUUGGCAGAGACACGGCAGUCGCUGGUACAGACCAACAGGGACUUGGAUGAAGUUGCGAAGCUAGCAGAAGUGCUCUAUGAGACGAAUCGAAGAAUGGGAGUCGUCACUGACUAUCUUCUGAAGCAUCAAGGCUUGAAAGAUGGAGAUAAAGAGCCCAAGUCGUUUGAUGCGAUGUUUAAUUGGGCCGUAGUGCAAGCGGGGUUAUCCUUGGGAACAGAGCCCGAAGAAGGCGGGGUGCCUGUCAAAAAUACAACAGACAGUGAUGUCAGAGCUGGGGCAAAUGUUCUAUUGGAAAUGAGCAAUGCAAAUAAGUCUAUUUAG